This is a messenger RNA of Triticum aestivum (bread wheat), 2561 nucleotides long. RefSeq lists its product as uncharacterized. Lineage: Eukaryota; Viridiplantae; Streptophyta; Magnoliopsida; Poales; Poaceae. The coding region runs from base 6 to 2405 and encodes 799 amino acids. The transcript has 4 exons. The record is from RefSeq and is a predicted model, not a curated record.
CCGACAUGGAGGAGGCCAGCGCCUGCACCCUGUACCGAUGCGUCUGCUGCUGGCGUCGUCUCUGCUCUCCCCGGAUCCCGCGCGUCGCCCCCGGCAGAGACUACGUCUGCAUCCCGGCUGGCGCGGAUGACAGCCCCGCCUGGUCGCUGCUCGUCGGCUUCCUCUCCGCAUCCAUCCCUAUGAUCUCCGAAGACAGUGUCCUGGGCCUGCACCGGUUCCGCGUCGCGCGAUCCGGUCGAAUCCUCGGCCGGAGCGAGGAUGCCCUCGACACCCUGUGCACCGUCGAAACCACCAAGGGCUGCAGCGGCAUCGCCAGCGCUACCGCCGCGCUGACUCCCGACGGCCGCUCGCUAUGCCUCUUCUCUGAGCACCUGGAUCCGGGCAAGAACUCGGCGACCCCACGAGCCCAGCAGCUGCGGCUGGCCCACGAAGCCGCCACCAUGUCCGAGCUGCCUCGCCUGCCGCAGGACACUUGCACGCAUUGCCGCCCCGUCUCGGCCGCCGGCCACCUCUGGGCUCCAUACGUCUAUUUGGAGUAUGUAGGCAAGUGCGUCCUCGGGAUGCAACGCUUCCGCAAGGACGCUGACCGGUGGGAGCAGGCCGGGGACACCUUCCCCUUCCACUACAAGAGCCAAAUGACCAAACUGUGGAAUGGCGACUUCUUGCAGGGAUGCGCCGUUCUCCCGGACGACACCAUCUUGGUGUCGCUGCGACCAGCUCAGGGCGUCUUCUUAACCUUCAAUUGCUCCGAUUGCACCUGGACCGUGGUCACCACCUCCGAGAACACACAGACGGUCUACGUCCCCAUCCUGGGCCCUGGUGUAUACAUACAAGGAGAUGAUGAUACAGAUGAUGAUGGUGCCGUCUACUUCCUCCGUGACAAUCGCGUCUAUGCCUACAAGCUGCGCUAUUACCAGGACCAGGAGGAUCAGCGAAGAAAGCUCAAGCUGGAGCCGCCUACCAUUGUCGACUCUGUCUGUCCUUUCUACGAUGAAGGCUAUGGUUUCCUCACGCACCUGGGCGGCCGACUCAUGUGCUCCGUCUGGAUCAGCGUGGAGCGCCACUGCUCCUGUGACCAUCUGCACGCCAUCAUCUCCACCUUCAGAGUUAGACCAACCAGCGCUCGGCAGAAAGGCAUCGAUAUACUGCAUUCCACCUGCCGCCGCUUGGAUGUGCUCUCUGUUGGACUACCAACCCAUGAAUUCUGCUUCCUACAGGAGUAUGAGGACCAGAAUGCCAUGCCGCCUGCAAUGCUGGAGUAUCCAACCAGCUCUCCCGUCAUAGAAUCCUCCAAGAUGCUUGAUUGUUGCAGCAAUUUUCUAUCUGUAAAACCGGGACAUUACGAGUUUGAGGAGCCUCCUGAGGACCCAGCUGUCCAGAUCAAUAAGGACCUAUAUAUUAUUUGCGAAGCUCAAUUCCAGACAAUUGUGUAUGUUGCCAAAAUAGAGAACGGAAGGGUGGGAUCUCAUGACAAACUUCUCACGCAAAAGCAUGCUCUGGUCUUAUCUUACAACACUGACGAUCAUUACCUUGUUCGGUAUCGGUCUCCCCCGUGGCACCUCGUCUUCAGCAGUCGCAGCUCCAACGCAUAUGUUGUCUCUAACACACAAGAUGGCAUAGAUGCAUACGGUCCAACUGAGGAGUCCAAGCUGUUUCCAUGCACGGAGCCUCCCGCUCCUGACCCUUUCUCUAUGGUUCUUGAAGUUGGUAACAGGAUUGUCGCUCUGAGCGAGACUCUCGGUGUUUCCUACCACGAUGGAUCCAAAUGGGUGCGUUGCAGGCACCUCGCAGACGAAUAUCUUGCUCUGAACGGGAAGGUUGACCUUUCGGGAUAUGCGGUCCUGGGUGACAAUUCCUUCGUGGUUUCCGAGGCCGGCACAGGUUCGAUCCUUAUGUUCGAUCUGCGUUCCGAGAGAUGGAGCAUUGUGCGGCAUGCUUCUGCUUCGUGCGGAGCCCAAGUGUUGAACGGGAGAUCUGUGUUUGUUGAUGGUUUCAUCUACACAUGCACAAUGGGGGGCAUUCUCGCGUAUGAGCUGGUUGAUCAGCAAGAUGAUGGCAAGGAGCUUGGAGAGCCCGUCCUCUUGCAGUUCUCGUGGCAGUUGUCAGAGCGCAGGGGUUGGGACGCUGAAAGGAUGUGCUUGGAUUGUGCUGACAAAGACAAGAUCCCUGAUGCGAUUGUUUUCUGUGUGGUGCAAGGUGAAUAUGGUUGUUCAAAAAACCUUCCUGGCAGCCUUUCUCGCAGCCACGAUGUACACAUCACAACUGUUCAGGUGAAGACUGAAAGAACACACAGACGCAAAAGGAGGCCAGAGAGAAUUGACCAUGUGGAUAUCAGCACAUGUUUCAUUGAGCAUGAUGCAGCACUUGUCUGGACCAAACGUUGUUUUGCAGUUGAGUCUUCUUGAUCUCUAAUGCCCCAUGAAGUCGACCGCCUUGCUUGUGUUCACAAAAGCACUAUCUUAGUUUCUUCUUUUUUGGGGGAAAAAGCCUAUCUUGGCUUUCCACUUGUAUGUAUGUACCAUGAAUUAUACUAUACUAUAUAGAGAUAAUAUUUCCUUAUA